AUGGUCCAGCCAACCUCGUCCCCGAAACCCGCUCCGGCACCGCCAUCACAGCAUUCACCAGUCCCCUCCUCACAACCCCAACCACACCCGCCAACAUCCAUCUUAUCGUCCCCCCUCGCGCAGACAUACGCGCACAUUCAUCCGCUACUCCUCCUCUCCUUAUUCGCGCUGCGCUUCCGUGCACUCGUCGAUGACCCCGUAUCAGCCCUCCUGGGCUCCCUGGCGCCAUUGGCGCUGAUGCAGGGGGUCUAUGUGAUUGUUUGCUUGCCUGCCACUACUGGUGGCGGCAGUGGUGAUAGCGGGCUGGGGAAGGGGAGGAGCGGCGGCGGCGGCGGCGGCGGCGGCGGUAGUGCUGCUCCUGGUGUCAGCGGGAAGAUUGGUGCGAGGAAGAGAAUUGGGGGUGCGAAGGUCAUUCCAGCGCUGCUCUCUGUAACCCUCCCGCUCAUCCUCGGCACCCCGCUCUUCGCAAUCUGCCUCAUCCUCUUCGGCGCCCCCUUCACAACCGACCUCCCCGCCACCACCCUUUGCGCCGCGCACAUGUCUAUCCUCGCUGGCACGAGCCUGAUAUACGUCCACGGCACCGACGGCGCUGUCUGGCGGGAGAUAUGGGGGAUAUCCCGCGCCAUCGAUGCCGUGUGGGGUGCUACUGUCGGCGUGGGAUUAGGCGCGUGGUUCGGGGCGGUGCCUAUUCCGUUGGAUUGGGACCGGCCAUGGCAGACGUACCCCAUCACCAUUGUUACGGGGGCAUAUAUUGGGUAUGCUCUGGGAUAUAUGGCUGGGCGAACGCCGUUGCUGUAUGGGAAGAGGAUUCAGUUUACGGAGUCCGAAGAAGAAGAAGAAGAGGAGGAGGAGUGUGUUGUCGAUGGGAAUGGGGGGUGA
Messenger RNA from Histoplasma capsulatum G186AR, 879 nucleotides. RefSeq names its product phosphoethanolamine transferase PIGF. Bases 1 to 879 code for a protein of 292 amino acids. NCBI's taxonomy places the organism in Eukaryota, Fungi, Ascomycota, Eurotiomycetes, Onygenales, Ajellomycetaceae. The record is from RefSeq and is a predicted model, not a curated record. Gene Ontology annotation, biological process: GPI anchor biosynthetic process. Gene Ontology annotation, cellular component: endoplasmic reticulum membrane. The transcript has 3 exons.